Trichoderma asperellum CBS 433.97 is the source of this 1213-nucleotide messenger RNA. The record is from RefSeq and is a predicted model, not a curated record. Lineage: Eukaryota; Fungi; Ascomycota; Sordariomycetes; Hypocreales; Hypocreaceae.
AUGGUCAUGGUCAUGCUCAUGGUGAAUUGUCCGGUUGGCGACGAGGACGCCGAUGAAGACCUCGUCGAAGGCAUCGUGUAGAGUGGUGAUGACGCUUGUUCGCCUUUUGCUUGACUUGGUCCGCCUCGACUCGAUUAAUGCGUUCGUCUGUGCUUCCGCGUCGUGCCGGCUCUUGAUAUUUAUCCCCAGUUAGGCACCAAACAAACCCCCAAAGAUAUGAGCCGCUCUCGUCUCCAAAUCUCCAACAGCACAGCACUUGUUCCUCGAUCCAGCCAAUAAUCGGCCAACAACUCAACCCAGAAAGCAGAUGAAAAUAAAAAUCCCCAGAGAUCGUCAAUCGCAGGCCACCAGCGCAUCAAUCAGCACAUUAGACAGAUGCACAGUCACAGCAAACGCAACCACCUGUCCCGGCGCGCCCCCAACAGAUAUACGAAUGGGAAUUCCUGUGUUGUCACCACUCAUCACAAUCACGCCCACUAACAUCCCGCCCUUCUUACACGCUUCCAUUUCUUAUUCUUCCGCCCAGGAUGCUACGCCGCCUUUUUGGUCCCCUUCCAGGCCCCCCCUUGCUCGUUUUCCUGCUUCACUGGAUUGCUUGCCCCCCAAAGACGCAUCCACAGGCGGCCUAAAGCUCUCUCUCUCCGCCUCUUCUCUCCCUCAUCUCCCGUUUCAGCUACCCGCUGGCAUGCACGUCACGUCACCUUUUUGUCUCGGCAAAUCGGGAUGCGGCAAUACCACGAUAGGUACUUUGCCUUGUACCAACACCUUCGGCAUCAUCGCCAUCAUCGCUUCACAGACCCCCUUUUCGCCUUCUAGAUUCCUUCCUCCCUCUCCUUAUUUUCCUUUUCCUCUCUGUUCCUUGCAUAUUCCUCUUUCUUACAAGCAAGUCUAUCCAUUGUCUCUUCCCAUCUUGCUUUCAGGGUACAAUAAGCAGCCGCUUUUCACCCACCCAGCUCGCUCACCUUCUCUUAUACCAUGCCGUACCCCCCAUAUCCAAAAUGCCACCCCCAAGUCACUCAAAUAUCCACUCAUGUCUCUCAACUCUCGCCGCCUCACAUGCCACUCUGCUUUCCCCGCAGUGCUGCAUCUUGCAAGUGCUCGCUGGCACACUCGAAAUCCCCCAGCCGCCGCUCACCCACUACGCCCGAGAUAUCUGAUGUCGUUUCCAUCUUAAUAGCCGUCAGAGCUCAAGUGUUGUUUAAAUUGAAAGAAG